AUCAACACUGCUCUCAGCAAGUGUGACUAAGUCAUUAACAUGAUUAAAACUUAUAGCUAAAUACCCGUGUUUUUACAGAGCCCAAGAGUGGUAAAAAGCAAAGUUGCUUCCCCAGCAGCAUGAUAAAACCACACAAUCUAGCAAUCCACCAUUGAUCAUUCUCAGGUGUCUCAGUGAGCCAAGCGUAGGAGAAGGUGGAGCUUCUUGUUCCAAGAUGAGCUGCAGCUUUCCGUGGGGAUCCUUCUGCUUCUUCUUGGUUGUGCUAUGCUUGCCAGAUUCCAAUAUCUCCACGUCCUCCCAUGGCUGCUUCGUGGAGGAGAGGACGGCGCUGAUGGACAUCGGCUCCUCUCUGACGCGCUCAAAUGGCACGGCGCCGCGUUCAUGGGGCCGCGGCGACGACUGCUGCUUGUGGGAGCGCGUCAACUGCAGCAACAUCACUGGGCGAGUAUCACAUCUCUAUUUCUCAAACCUGUAUGAUUCUAAUGAAGUGCUAGAUGCACUCGGUCACUCGUUUUGGCGUUUCGACACAACGGUCUUCUCUUCAUUCCCGGAGCUUCAGUUCCUGGAUUUGUCCAUGAACAAUGCUACUUUCCAGAGCUGGGAUGGUUUACUAGGAUUGACCAAGCUUCGGUAUCUCAAGCUCAAUAACAACUGCUUGAAUGGUACUAUCCCGGCAUCUAUUGGGAAAUUGGUUUCCCUGGAAGUCUUGCAUCUUCAGUUUACUGGCGUUGGUGGAGUACUUCCGUCUUCAGUUUUUGAAAGUCUUCGGAACCUGCGGGAAUUGGAUUUAAGUUCCAAUCGACUAAAUGGAAGCAUUCCUUCAUCAUUGUUCUCACUUCCUCGUCUUGAGCACUUGAGUCUCUCACAAAAUCUCUUUGAGGGGAGUAUUCCUGUGACACUGUCUUCAAAUAUUACGUCAGCGUUAAAGACAUUCAAUUUUUCAAUGAAUAAUUUGAGUGGUGAAUUUUCCUUCUUCUGGCUGAGAAACCUCACCAAGCUCCAAAAGAUAGAUGUCUCAGGAAAUGCUAAUUUGGUUGUUGCGGUCAACUUUCCUAGCUGGUCACCUUCAUUCCAACUGAAAGUGCUAGUCCUCUCUGGCUGCAACCUUGAUAAGAACAUUGUUAGAGAACCAAUUUUUUUACGCACACAGCAUCAACUAGAAGUGCUUGAUUUGUCGAAUAACAGCCUGUCUGGGAGCAUGCCCAAUUGGUUAUUUACAGAGCAAGCCACAUUAGUUUACCUUAAUCUUGGAAAUAACUCACUAACAGGGUCAUUAGGUCCAAUAUGGUAUCCCCAAAUGAAUCUACAAGCUAUCAGUCUUCCUAUGAACCGUAUCUCCGGACAUCUACCGGCUAACAUCAGCUCAGUAUUUCCAAAUAUGAGUUUUCUUGAUGUUUCUAGCAAUACGAUUUCUGGAGAAAUACCAUCAUCAUUGUGCAACAUUACUAGAAUGGAAUACCUGGACCUAUCAAAUAACAGUCUUUCAGGAGAAUUGCCUAAUUGCUUGCUCACUGAAUAUCCUAUACUGACAACCUUGAAGGUCUCAAACAACAAACUUGGUGGCCCCAUAUUUGGUGGUACGAAUCAUUUGUCGAUCAAACAUGCAUUAUACCUUGAUGGCAACAAAUUUGAAGGAACACUGCCGCGAUAUCUAACAGCAGAUUUCGAUGCUCAUGGAACAUUGGAUUUGCAUGACAAUAAUUUAUCAGGUAAACUCGAUUUUUCACAAUGGAACCUUUCCACUUUAUGCACCUUGAGUCUUGCGGGCAAUAGUCUAAUCGGUGAAAUCCAUCCAAGCAUUUGCAAUUUGACAAGAAUUAUGCUUUUGGAUCUAUCUCAUAACAACCUUUCAGGGGCUAUACCAAACUGUAUGACCGCAUUAGAGCUUGAUUUUUUUAUCGUCUCUCAUAAUUCUUUGUCCGGACAUAUAGUACCUUUUUCUUUCUUCAAUAGCUCUACUGUCAUGGCUUUGGAUCUCAGUCACAACCAAUUCAACGGAAACAUUGAAUGGGUACAAUAUCUAGGUGAAAGUAAGUACCUUUCACUGGGCAGCAACAAGUUUGAAGGGCAGAUAUCUCCCAGCCUUUGUCAGCUCCAGUCUUUAAGGAUACUUGAUUUCUCACACAACAGUCUAUCAGGGCCAUUGCCAUCAUGUAUUGGAAACCUCUCAUUUGGACAAAAUCCAGUUGGUAUCCCUUUAUGGUCGCUAAUCUGUGAGAAUCACUUUAGGUACCCAAUUUUCGAUUACAUCGGAUGCUAUGAAGAAAGAGGCUUCAGCUUCCGUACUAAAGGCAACAUUUACAUAUACAAACACAAUUUCAUCAAUUGGAUGUCUGGCAUCGACUUAUCUGCAAACAUGUUGUCUGGACAAAUUCCCAGGGAGUUGGGAAAUCUGGGACAUAUCAAGGCCCUCAAUCUGUCCUACAAUUUCUUUGCCGGACCAAUCCCAGCAACCUUUGCAAGCAUGAGUUCAGUUGAAAGCUUAGACCUAUCCCACAACAAGCUGAGUGGAGCAAUACCAUGGCAGUUAACUCGUUUGUCAUCACUGUCCGUGUUCUCAGUGAUGUACAACAACUUAUCAGGAUGUAUACCAAACUCUGGUCAGUUCGGCUCAUUUGAUAUGGAUAGCUACCAAGGAAACAACCUCCUACACCCAGCGUCAGAAGGGAGCGAGUGUGCUCCCAGUUCAGGUCAUUCGCUACCGGAUGAUGGAGAUGGAAAGGGAAAUGAUCCAAUCCUUUACGCGGUCACUGCUGCCUCGUUCGUAGUGACAUUUUGGAUUACUUUCGCAUUCACAAGCUUCCGAAUGUAGAGCUUCAGAUUUUUUAAUACUUACUUUGUCCUAUUUUAAGCGCAGCCAUGAGUUUCCGUGUCUAACUUUAAUUGUCGGUCUUAUUUAAAAAAAAAUCAUGAUUAAUAUUUUAUUGUUAUUAGAUGAUAAAACAUGAAUAAUACUUACUUAUGCUUUUUAAUUUUUUCAGAAAAAAUCAAUCAAAAUUAGACACAGAAACUUAUAGUUGCGCUUUAAAUAGGACGGAGGGAACAGCUACUAGUACCAUCCAACAUUCUACUCGUACUGUUCACUCAAACGUAUAUUAUUUCCUAAAGAAAAUGUAAUCUUGCAUAUGUGCUACUGAAGUAACUUUUUUUUCCUUGUCGACAGUAGAGACACGUAUGCAAUAUGGCCUUACCGUUUAUAAACUCUUAAUUAGCUAUCAACAGAAGCUGUGGUUUAACCCUUCCAAAAAGUACUCUCAACAAAAGCGGUCAACAAAUGCUUCCGGUGAGAGUCCUUUUUGGAAGGAGCGGGAGCUUCUAUUGAUAGGUUUAGAGAUUUUGUGUGCCGUGCGCACGUUGGAGAAGAAAAAGGCACUUUCUGACUUUGGGGGGUGUUUAGAUUCAAGGGUGUAAAGUUUUGACGUAUCACAUCAGAUAUUAUAUACUCCCUCCAUCCUAUAAUAUAGCAACCUAGUACCGAACGAGACACUUCAUAGUACAACGAAUCCGGACAUACUUCCUGCCCAGAUUCGUUGUACCAUGAAGUGUCUCAUCCGG
Messenger RNA from Oryza sativa Japonica Group (Japanese rice), 3555 nucleotides. Its product is annotated as cuscuta receptor 1. The record is from RefSeq and is a predicted model, not a curated record. NCBI's taxonomy places the organism in Eukaryota, Viridiplantae, Streptophyta, Magnoliopsida, Poales, Poaceae. Gene Ontology annotation, molecular function: protein binding.